AAGUCAUCUGCGAACAGUUUUUUCUGGAACAUUGCGUGUGAAAGGUUGAUAUGAGGCAGCGUGAGGCAGCAGCAGCAGGAGGCGACGAGGCGUGAGAGGCAGCAGCAGCAGCAGCAGAGUGAGGCAGUGUUGUGGCGGCCGGGGAGUCGACACACCUGCAGGAGCCUCACCAUCACUACCCUCACUCACUCACUAUGGCCCGCCUCAUGGAGGACCUUAAGGGCCACGACGACGACUACUACACCUUCCUCAACAUCUCCAGGAAGGCAACAGAGGAUGAGAUCACCAAUGCAUAUCGUCGACUUAGUCGGCUGUAUCAUCCUGACAAGCACACGGAUCCUGACCGUAAAGUGGAAGCAGAGUUGCUAUUUGGUAAAACAAAGAGGGCAUAUGAAGUACUAAGUGAUCCUCAUAUGCGAGCAAUAUACGAUAAUCUGGGGACAGCAGGAUUGGAAACCCAAGGUUGGGAGGUUGUUCAGCGAACUAAAACGCCACACGAGAUAAGAGAAGAAUAUGAACGCCUAGCACGUGACCGUGAAGAGCGUCGGCUUCAGCAGAGAACAAAUCCUAAGAGUUCAGUAACGAUGACAAUCAAUGCUACUGAUCUCUUUUCAGUUUAUGAUGACGACUCUCCUUUUCUAGACCUGAGGGAUUUGUUUGGGUUACCACAUAUUGAAAUUAGUGGAAUGGCUCUGAAUCAAGCAAUAGAGGCUCCAUUAACAAAUAAGGACACUGCAAUACUUUCUGGCAAUCUGUCAUCACACAAUGGUAAUGGGAGUGGUGGCAUUAAUUUUUCAAUUCGAAGGAUAACAUCUGAAAAAGGUUGGGGCGAGGUGGAAGUUGGAGCAGGAAAUGGUUUAACCUUGGCAACUAAAGGCUUUAGAAACUUCUCACGUGGUACGUUUGGAAAUGGCUCAAUUCUUACCCAUUUCACCCCCAAUGGGCUUCGUGUAGGCACGGUUGCAACUCUGGCAAACCAAUUAGACAAGCACACCGUGGGAUAUCUAACAUGGAAGGCCGGGAUGCAGAGCGGCAUGAAUACAAUGAUUAUACGUGAUACUCCCACCCAGCAUAUUGUAUUUUCUGCUUACAUUGGUAUACCACACACCUAUGCAGCCCUCUCUUAUACUCACAAAAUGCCAGACCAGGAAUCUAAAGUAAAACUAACUGGAAAGGCUGGCACAUUUGGAGCGAUAUUAGAGUAUGGAGCAGAAAAGAAAGUUUCUCAAAACAGCUCUCUUGCUGCAUCUCUAGCACUUGGUGUGCCCACAGGUGUUCAACUCAAAAUAAAGCUACAUCGGGCAUCUCAGACGUAUGCGGCUACUAUAAUGCUGUGCGAGGAAAUUAUGCCAGCACCAAUAAUAUAUGGAACACUGGUACCUCUUAUGAGUUGGUUAGCCAUACAAAAGCUCAUAAUUCAUCCCUAUCUGAGGAAACAAAAACAGGCUGAUCUGUUUAAGCAGCGAGAAUCAAACAGAAGCAGAUUAUUAGAGAAGCGUCGAGAGGCCAUGGCAGCUGUGGACCUGAUGCGAGAAACGGUGAGAAGAAUAGUUGAUCAGGAAGAGGCACGUAAAGGUCUUGUCAUACUACAAGCAUGGUACGGACAGCUAGUGGUGGAGGGUGAGCAGGAGGAAUGCGGCUCACCUGAGGUAGUUGAUGUGACUAUUGCCCUACAGUGCUUGGUUAAAGACUCCAAACUAAUAUUACAAGACUCAUCUAAGUGUUCUCUUCCGGGUUUUUAUGAUCCUUGCCCUGGAGAAGAAAAGAAUCUGUUUGUUCGUUACCUGUUUCAUGCUGUAACUCAUGAAGUAACAAUCAAGGAUAAUGAAUCGCUCAGGAUACCAAAACAGUCACAUCGUUUGGAAACGUAACACAAGAGGACUACAGAUGUAUGUACAUAGGCUACGGAAACUUGCCCUGUUUUAAAGUGUAAAUAAUGUAGAAUGUGUAUUAUAUGUUUGACUUAAAAAAUAUUGAUAGUACAGUUGAGAAUAUUAUACUGUGGAAGUAACUAAACUGGCCACCUGAGAUGUGGCAACACAAGCAAAAAUAAGUCGGUUACUGUAUUAAAUUAUUUAAUGCAGAAUG
Messenger RNA from Procambarus clarkii (red swamp crayfish), 2088 nucleotides. Its product is annotated as dnaJ homolog subfamily C member 11. Gene Ontology annotation, biological process: cristae formation. The record is from RefSeq and is a predicted model, not a curated record. Lineage: Eukaryota; Metazoa; Arthropoda; Malacostraca; Decapoda; Cambaridae.